CAGACCGAGGCAGCGAGGCGGGGGUGCGAGAGCCUCCGCGGCUGCGCGGGCGCGUGCUGGUGGCCUCAGCGGCGGCUCAGUCCCGGCCGGCGCCUGCGGCACCCCCGCUGCGGCCCGAGCGGCCUGGCUGCGGGAUCGGUGCGCAGCGAUGGCGCGGCCGCCCCGGCAGCACCCGGGGGUCUGGGCGCCGCUGCUCCUGCUGCUACUGACGGGGCCCGCCGGCUGCGCCGCCAGCCCAGCGGACGACGGUGCGGGGCCGGGGGGCCGGGGACCCCGGGGCCGCGCGCGGGGGGACGCGGGCGCCGACGAGGCGGUGCCGCGCCACGACUCCUCCUAUGGCACCUUCGCGGGGGAGUUCUACGACCUGCGCUACCUGUCGGAGGAGGGUUACCCCUUCCCUACUGCUCCUCCUGUGGAUCCAUUUGCCAAAAUCAAAGUGGACGACUGUGGAAAAACUAAGGGAUGCUUUAGAUAUGGCAAACCAGGCUGUAAUGCAGAGACCUGUGACUACUUCCUCAGCUACCGGAUGAUAGGGGCUGAUGUAGAAUUUGAGCUGAGUGCAGACACAGAUGGUUGGGUAGCAGUUGGAUUCUCUUCAGACAAGAAAAUGGGUGGUGAUGAUGUCAUGGCCUGCGUCCAUGAUGACAAUGGCAGGGUCCGCAUACAGCACUUCUAUAAUGUAGGCCAGUGGGCGAAGGAGAUUCAGAGAAACCCUGCCAGAGAUGAAGAAGGAGUUUUUGAGAAUAAUCGCGUCACCUGCAGAUUUAAACGCCCUGUGAAUGUUCCCAGAGAUGAAACAAUUGUUGAUCUGCAUUUGAGUUGGUAUUAUCUGUUUGCUUGGGGUCCAGCCAUUCAGGGCUCUAUCACUCGACAUGAUAUAGACUCACCGCCAGCUUCAGAGCGUGUUGUCAGUAUUUACAAGUAUGAAGACAUUUUUAUGCCAUCAGCUGCCUAUCAAACCUUCUCAUCUCCAUUUUGUUUGCUUCUGAUAGUUGCUCUGACAUUCUACCUAUUGAUGGGAACCCCCUAACCACAGCUACAGGGCCAACAGAUUAUAUGGAUUGGGAAGUCUUUAGUAUAAAUAUAUUUUUAAAGAAUAUCCAGUAUUAUUUUAGCUUCGAUUAUUUGACAG
Messenger RNA from Sapajus apella (tufted capuchin), 1132 nucleotides. It is a transcript of the gene FRRS1L, whose product is annotated as ferric chelate reductase 1 like. The record is from RefSeq and is a predicted model, not a curated record. Lineage: Eukaryota; Metazoa; Chordata; Mammalia; Primates; Cebidae. The transcript has 5 exons. Gene Ontology annotation, biological process: regulation of glutamate receptor signaling pathway. The coding region runs from base 149 to 1030 and encodes 293 amino acids.